UUACUUCAUAGUAUUCGUCCUCCGAGCAACUGAAUUUUCAGAGGAUGAAGGGAUGCUCAGUAGAAUGAGUUCGAUGCUGAUGACUGUGGGAGCAACUACCGCUUCGUUGCCGUCGGAAGCCAAUCGGCGGAGCAGUUGGGUGCCGUUCCCUGAGCCGGACGAAAAUGACCAGGAAGCGGUUGCACUACGGUAUUUACCCCCGGCGGAGAAUCGCUUCGCUUGGAGGCUGGGAAACAUUUAUGUAACCGAGUUGUCAAGUGGGCCAUCUCCGCUGGCCGGCUCAUUGGGAGAAUGGUUGGGGCGGCCAUGCCCCCACUGGCUUACAACACCAAGUCGAACUUAUUACCAAUAAAGCGGAGGAUUUGGGUUGGAAAUUUUUUUGCGUUCUGUAUAGAAGCCUUUUUCUUAAUUGUGUCAAUGAUGUACUUCCCGGAGAAGAUAAUGGCAGCUAUCCUACUGGCUCUUACUCCCGCUUGGGAAUUAUCCAUAGGGGUAUACAGGUAUUUCCGAAGGAAGGGGCAGGUGCGGAAGGAAAAGAGAAGAAGGCAGAAAGAGAGGAAAGGAAGGUUUCGCGAGAUAGCGGAGACGGUGACUCGCAUGAAUCCUAACAGACCGACGGAAUGCCGCCGGUCUUCUUCGGCGCUGAAUUUCCCUCCCACUCAUGCCGGAGUUCAUGGGUGCGCAUGACUCGGGGGCAUCCCAUUCUCUUAAGCUCAUGUUUCCAGAAACGCACCAUCGUCCCAGGCACCAUCAUAACAUUGUAGCCUUCGACAGCAGCACAAUUAGACG
This is a messenger RNA of Cantharellus anzutake, 789 nucleotides long. RefSeq lists its product as uncharacterized. The transcript has 4 exons. Bases 292 to 687 code for a protein of 131 amino acids. NCBI's taxonomy places the organism in Eukaryota, Fungi, Basidiomycota, Agaricomycetes, Cantharellales, Hydnaceae. The record is from RefSeq and is a predicted model, not a curated record.